GAGGAAAAAAAACGAACUGCUUCUGGUGGUCUGACCCGGAAGUAGGUAGCUUGCUAUUAGCUGUUAGCUUUGGUAUUCAUGCCGCGAUUAAUUUAAACGACAAAAUUUAAACAUGUCAUCACAAGCAAUCAGCGUGACAGUCGCUUACGGUUCUACGAAACACAGCAUCACGGUCACCAGUCAGGAGGAUGGCAAGAGUCCGACUGUCAAAGACUUGUCAGAGAGUCUCACUCAGGUCACCGGAGUACCUUCGGCCUCGCAGAAGCUCAUCUUCAAGGGGAAGUCGCUGAAGGACAUGGAGCAGACGCUGUCCAGCUACGGGAUUAAAGACGGAUGCAAACUCAUGAUGAUUGGAAAGAGGAACAGUCCCGAGGAGGAAGCCGAGCUGAAGAAGCUGAAAGAUAUUGAAAAAUCAGUGGAGCAGACAGCUAAAAAGCUGGAGAAGGUCGACGGGGAGUUGACUGGACUCAAGAAUGGUUUCCUGGCCAAAGAUCUUCAGGCUGACGCGCUGGGAAAACUGGACCACAGAGUGAAAGUCGCGGCCGAACAGUUCAUGAAGAUCCUGGAGCAGAUCGAUGCUCUGAGCGUCCCAGAGAACUUCAACGACUGUCGCAUAAAGAAAAGCGGCCUCGUGAAGACUGUCCAGGACUUCCUGGCCCAGUGUGACAAGAUGGAGGCUUGCAUAUCAGACCACCUGACAAAGAUCCAGUCUAAAAAUCUAGCCCUGGCGGAUUGAAGACAUCGUAAUACUGUCGUUAUUGCUCUGUGAGCAACUACUGUGCUGUGUACAGAGAGCACAUCUGUUGUCUGUAUUUAUUGUUAGCGUGCUCGGUCCUUUAGCCCUCAAUGCUUGUAGAUUAUGUCAACAUGACUUUUCAUCAUGGUGUCAUCCCAGCUUUAAGAUUUACGUCAGAUUGCCAUGACAGUGAUACUCAGUGGACAACUGAGUGUGUUUAAUUAAAAGAUUUAAGUGCUCAGAAGCGGUAGUUAGCUUAUUUUUACAAUAUGGCAGUCAAAAUGUUGAAACAUCACCUGUAACUUUAAUUAUAAUUUUUAAUAUGGCGAUAGUUUAAGCCUGCUUCAAAAACAAAACAAAGAAAUUAAGUAGUUUUUCUUUAUUUUAGCGUCAUACAAUGUUUGACUUAUAUUUACAUUUAUUUUUUACACGGGUAAAAUACUAUUUAAAAAUCAGCGACUGUAGAUUUAAUACUUUUAAAGGGUGGCAGUUUGCACCUGGGACAAACUAAUUCAGUAGUUUUACUUUAUUUUACUUUUAUAUUACAGUGAUUAACUUCAAAUGCAAUUUUUGAGGUGAAUUUUGUAAAAUGUGUUUAUUAAAACAAGCAAUUAGAAGCCGAUAUUGGGAAAAAAAAAAGUUUAUUUAAAAAAAGUAUUUGACAGGUCUGUUUUUUUCAUCGCAAAACUAGACAACUCCAAGAAAAUACUUUUCUUCAAAAACAGACUAGUAGAACAUUUUCAAAUAACGAUAAAAUAACAAUGAAAUAGUAAUUAGUAGUUUUACUUUUUUAGUUAUCCAGUGAACCCCCGCUAUUCACAGGGAAUCGGGACUAAGUUCUGUCAUGAAUAGCGAAAAUCAGCAAAGAAUUGAUGCCCUCGCCCCUGGGUUUGCUAUUGCUUAUAGAUGCCACAAGAUGGCGGCAAAGCACGAUGGUCGAAAUGAAGCUCCUUGUCGCUCUUCAAUAUAGUUCCUUGGCUCCAAGCUGCCACAAGAUGGCAGCAAAAGCAAUAUUUGUAUUGCUUUAGCCUGAGUACAAAAAGUAAGAUAACUUUAGUGUCAUUGUACAGGUACAAUGUAAUUUUGGCAGAGGAAGCCUGCAGAUGGCUAAAAAAAGCAAAACGCACAAAAUACGGAAUAUGUACAAGAUCUAUAAAUGCUGACCUGCGAAUAUGCAAGGUUAACUUGUUUUUACACUUGCAUGGCAGUUAGUUUUAUGUAAAACGAAAUUAAUACAUGGUUUGUAAUGGUGAUUAACUUGUUUUUUUUACACUGGCAGUUAUAAAAAAAAAAUUGACUAGCUUCAAUUAAGCUUUGGAAAUGGUGACAGCUUGAGCCCGGGACAGUAACGAAUGAAUUCAGUAAUUCUAUUUUACAGUGGUUAACUUAUUUUUGCCAUUGUCAAAAUGUGACCUAAAACAUGGCACGUGUAGUUUAAAUAAAGGUUUUACAAUGACAACA
Molecule: messenger RNA, 2197 nt
Organism: Phyllopteryx taeniolatus (common seadragon)
Lineage: Eukaryota; Metazoa; Chordata; Actinopteri; Syngnathiformes; Syngnathidae
Gene: bag1
Product: BCL2 associated athanogene 1
Exons: 7
Coding region: 113-736 (207 amino acids)
Biological process (GO): protein stabilization
Cellular component (GO): nucleus; cytoplasm; cytosol
Molecular function (GO): protein-folding chaperone binding; adenyl-nucleotide exchange factor activity
Source: RefSeq, a predicted model, not a curated record